Pterocles gutturalis (yellow-throated sandgrouse) is the source of this 951-nucleotide messenger RNA. RefSeq names its product retinol dehydrogenase 8 (all-trans) (gene RDH8). The coding region runs from base 1 to 951 and encodes 316 amino acids. Gene Ontology annotation, molecular function: estradiol 17-beta-dehydrogenase [NAD(P)+] activity. The transcript has 6 exons. Lineage: Eukaryota; Metazoa; Chordata; Aves; Pterocliformes; Pteroclidae. The record is from RefSeq and is a predicted model, not a curated record. Gene Ontology annotation, cellular component: cytoplasm. Gene Ontology annotation, biological process: estrogen biosynthetic process.
AUGGCGAGAAGAAAUGUCCUCAUUACAGGUUGCUCCUCAGGGAUUGGACUGGCCUUAGCUGUAAAAAUGGCAAAAGAUGAACAGAAAAGAUUUAAAGUGUAUGCCACAAUGCGGAAUCUGGCCAAGAAAGAGCCACUUGAGGAAGCUGUGGGUCGCAGGCUGGGCAAAACCCUUGAAAUUAAACAACUGGAUGUCUGUGAUGAACAGUCAAUUAAAACUUGUGUGAAUAGUAUCCCUGACAGAAGAAUUGAUGUCCUAGUUAGCAAUGCUGGAAUGGGGCUCAUUGGACCUAUUGAAUGUCAGACCAUAGACGAAAUGAAAACUGUGAUGGAUACCAACUUCUUUGGACUGGUUCGACUCCUGAAGGAGAUUUUGCCUGACAUGAAGAGGAGAAAGAGCGGGCAUAUAGUUAUAAUAAGCAGUGUUAUGGGAAUACAAGGUAUCUUAUUUAAUGAUGUUUAUGCUGCAUCUAAGUUUGCUGUGGAAGGAUUCUGCGAAAGUUUAGCUAUACAAGCACUCAAGUUCAAAUUGCAAUUAAGUUUGAUUGAACCAGGCCCAGUGAUUACAGAGUUUGAAAGAAAAGUGUUUGAAGAUGGAAUGAAAAUGGAUCUUUCAGCUGCAGAUAAGGAAACAGCUGAGAUGUUUACUAAUAUUUACCUUAAAAAUUACAAACAAAUUUUCCAGAGCCUGGGACAAAGUGCUGAAGAUGUUGCAGAGCAUACAGUAAAGAUAAUUCUUGCAGAAAAUCCACCUUUUCGCCAUCAGACCAACACCUUGUAUACACCAAUGACAACCCUGAAAUAUGCAGAUCCAAAUGGAGAUCUACCCAUUGAUAUAUUCUACAAAAUGGUUUUUCAUCAUGACAAAAUCUUCAGUGCAAGUCUUAACUUUAUCAAAUUGCUAAGGUGGAGGAGUAGAAAGAGCUUUGACCUGGGAAAACCCUCACAAUAA